AUGGGGUCGAUAACAGCGGACGGCGAUCACCUGCAUGUGCGUGUGCCCAACGUGCCCGCCAUCGUCGCCAAGAGCUUCCACGAGCGCGUCGCCGAGACCCAAUCGUUGCUCUCCAAUGUCGGCAGGCAAGCCAAGGCCAUGGCGGAGCGGUCAACGGUGCGCGAGCGCGUGAUAGCGGCGGUGGCGGCGCUGCUGGCGGUAGCGCUCGUGGCGUUCAGCGUCGCGCUCUCGCUGCGCUCCCCGCCGUCCAUCGUCGACGCGCCGCUCCUGCUUGACACGCUAUCGGGAGUGCAGGACAUAACGUGGCGGGGCUACGCGGACUACGAGGUGCGCAUCUCACCGCUCUCCCGCCACGUCUCGCGCCCCUCCCUGCCCUUCCAGCCCAUAGCGCGCGGCCCCCACGGGUUCAUCCAGUUCAGCGCAUACCGGCUGUCGGCGCGCUCCUUUGCCAUCGUGGGCUUCGGCGCGCACUUCCUCAAAGACCACCUGGGCGAGUUGAAGUGUGUGUGGGCGGAGGGCGGCAAUGCGAGCAGCACGGGCAGCAAGGGCGAGGUGAAGGCGGCUUAUGGCGGGCUGAACGGGUGGGAAACCUACGAUGCCGUUCUCAUGAAGUGCGACUUUGAGGCGGCCACGGGCACCAUGGGAGGGGAUCUCUUUCUCACCGUCGCCAGCGAGGAGUUCAGAGCCUUCCGCGAGGAGGAGGGCGAGGAGCAUGUGAUCGACCCGCCCAGGGAGGACGCCCUGCCGCACACCCUCGCCGUGUGCGCCGUGCGCCUCGCCAACCCCCUGCAGCCGCGCCCGCUGUACGAGUGGCUGUCGUACCACUGGCAUCUGGGCGUCUCCCUCUUCCGCCUCUACGACGCCGGCUCCAUGGACGCUCACCUCGCUGCCGUGCUCGACCCGUGGCUCUCCAACCAGACGGCGCAGGUCAUCCCCACGCGCCACCUGGCGCCCUUCAAGAUGGAGCACGACGCGCAUGCGCUCAGCGCGCUGGACUGCCUGCACAGCAUGGCCUUCCUCGCACGCUGGGUCACGGUGCUCUCCCCCGACUCCUACCUCUUCGUGCCGCCGCCCGCCACCAUUCUGGAGUAUCUGAAGCAGCAUGAGGAGAGGUCGUGGGUGACGGUGGGCACGCAGGAGUGGUCGCCUGUCAAGUGCCGUGACGGGCUGAGAAUGCAGCCGCCCGGCGUGUGGGAGGGGCGGCAGGAGGCGGCACCAUUUGCGGUGGAGUGGCUGGCGUUCAGAAGGAAGGAUGCGCAGUGCUCGGACGAGGGGGCGGACAAGGAGACUUGCAUUGGGGAGGCGGGGCAGCGCUCGCACUUCACCAACCCCAGGAAGGCGGGCAUUCUGGGCUACUUUGACGUGCGGGAGACGGACGACAACGGGCACCACGCGGGGUUCAGCGAGGUGCACAAGAACUGGUACCCCAACCUGCAUGACCUCGCCGUCUUCAACUCCACGUGCUCUGAGGUCGUUGGCGACGACGAGUUUGCCGAAGGGUGGGUGCGAGAUGUGUCGUUUGCAGACUAUGUUAAAUCUGUCAGGAAGAGUCCCCCGCCUCAAGGGUCGACGGAGGUUCCACCCCCACCAGCAGAGAAUUGA
Molecule: messenger RNA, 1602 nt
Organism: Closterium sp. Yama58-4
Lineage: Eukaryota; Viridiplantae; Streptophyta; Zygnematophyceae; Desmidiales; Closteriaceae
Source: the annotation of a GenBank genome assembly